AUGUUGGCAAAAUCAUCCUUUUCGGCAUUAGCUGUGCUGGCUAGCGUGCCACUGGUCUAUUCGUUCAACAACCCUGCUGGAGUGGACAUAUGGUGUGGAAAGGCAUACAGGGCAAGCAACGACUCCUUCAACCCGGGAGGUUGGUUUGAGGAACCACCAAAAUCAUCAGUACCACUUUUAAAUCUGAAUGUGAAACCGCGAAUGAGCAUCUACCUUGAGAGUGAUUAUGAAGGAAGCCUUCUUAUAGACGCAACUGUGUCAUAUUUGACCGGAGACCCGUUGCCGGACACUUUUUCCUCAUCCUCUAGUAAAGGAUCUAUAUUAUCCAUCGAAAUCAUAUCAGAUGGAGCUUCCAUUGCUCCCAAACAACAAUCAGUGGUUGUAGGCUCAAGUGAUAAUGAGAUUCUCAUGAGCUUUGACAAGUUCCCCCCCAGAUCAACGCCGUACAAUAUCACCGUCCGUGCAUCUUUGUCCCAUGGGAACAGCAAAUCCAUUUCAUUUGAGGCUAGCACAGAACUAUACCGACUUCCUCAGCGAACGGAUGGCGGAAGUGCCACUCAUCUCGAUCAUCUAUACGGUGGUCUUGCGGUAGUGAAAGGAGAUCAAACGGCAUGGACGCCGAUUUUUCCGUAUACAUACUAUGUACAAUGGUCGCUCUACUGGUACGCCAACGUCUCGACGCUGGACGAGUUCGCUGCCAGAGGGUACAAUGUAAUUCACAUUGUUCCUACUGGAGACUUGGGUGACACUCCAUUCCCCUGGGACGAAUUUGAGCCCUACCUGCAGCGAGCGGACGAACUGGGUCUUUUCUUUCAGUAUGACGUGCGCUGGGACUACACCAACCUGACCACCAUGGUUGACCAAGUCACACGACUGCGAUCACAUCCAUCAAUUCUCCUAUGGUAUACCGGUGACGAGCCCGAUGGCAAGAGUGAUCCUACCAACUCAACAGCGAUUGCUUAUGAGACCAUCCAUGAGUUAGAUAUGUACCAUCCGGUAUCACUAGCACUGAAUUGCUAUGACUUUUACUACGAGGACUAUGCCUCGGGCGCCGACAUUAUUCUCUCCGACGUGUAUCCCAUUUCAACUAACACCAGUUGGUCGACUGUUUAUGAUACGCCUUGCAAUGCAACAUAUGGAUGCUGCGGCUGCGAUGACUGCCAUGGACACUUCGAGGAUAUCUCUGACCGGUUGGAUAACUUCGCCUACUACGAUGAAGUAAUUGGCUGGCCAAAAACGCACUGGGGUGCCCCCCAGGCCUUUGGCAACGAAACCUUUUGGACUCGAUAUCCCACUGCUAAUGAGGAAGUAAUCAUGACCAUGUUGAGUAUCAAUCAUGCGGCCAAGGGAAUUGUCAUGUGGGAUUUCCCCACAUCUACUGAGAUUUUGGGCGUGACUGACCAACUUGCCACGGUACUCACGAGCGAAACUGUUGCUAGGUUCUUGAUUGGCGCUCCGAUUACCCAGAAGUUAGAAGUGAAUGGAGGCGACCGGGUGGAUGCAGCUGCUUGGGUGCAGAACAGUCAAUUGUUGAUUAGUAUUUUAAAUCUGAACUACGGAGACCUCACUGGCGAAAUCAUGGUUAAACUCCCGGAGAACACUAGGGCACGAUCUAUUGCCCGUACUCUAUGGGGAGACUCGAAGUGGAGGGUGGACGGUCAACAAUUGUUGUCCCAGGGGCUAAAUGGGCUUGCUGUAUCCAUCCUUAUCGUAGACCUUGCUUAA
Molecule: messenger RNA, 1725 nt
Organism: Talaromyces atroroseus
Lineage: Eukaryota; Fungi; Ascomycota; Eurotiomycetes; Eurotiales; Trichocomaceae
Exons: 3
Coding region: 1-1725 (574 amino acids)
Source: RefSeq, a predicted model, not a curated record